This is a messenger RNA of Zea mays, 841 nucleotides long. RefSeq lists its product as uncharacterized. The record is from RefSeq and is marked predicted. Lineage: Eukaryota; Viridiplantae; Streptophyta; Magnoliopsida; Poales; Poaceae. The transcript has a single exon. The coding region runs from base 36 to 533 and encodes 165 amino acids.
CAGCAGCAAACGCGCAGAGAAAAAUCACUGAUACAAUGGCCAUCAGGGGCAGCAUCGGCUUCGCAGUGCUCUGCGUCGCGCUGAUGCUGCACGCCGCGGCGACGGCGGCGGCGGCCAGGACCGUGCCUAUGCCGGGCGCCUCCUCGACGUCCACCGGCAGCACCGCGUCGCUCCCGGCCGCGGCCGGCACCAAGAACGACGACUCUGGCUCGGGCGGCGCCGGCGUGGCGGACAAGAAGAACCUCUUCGUGGGCGUGGGAGGCAUGGGCGACCUCCCGGGCUUCCCGGCCGUGGGCGGCGGGUACGGCGGCGGCUUCGGCAACAACGGCGGGGGCGUCUUCAGCGGCGUCACGGGCCCGCUGGGCGGCGUCGGGGGCGGCGUCGGAGGCGUCGGCCCGCUGGGCGGCGUCGGCGGGUUCGGGCCCCUCGGCGGCGGUGGCGGCGGUAUCCCGUUUGGCGGCUUCGCUGGCGGCGGCACCCCCUUCGGCGGCUACGGCGGCGGGGGCGCUGGCGCUGGCGGCGUCACGCCUUGAGCUGGCCCUGGGCUGCGGGAGGUGCCUGGUCUAGUAGAUGCAUGCGUGUGUUGCGCGUGGUACGUGGGUAUGGCACGUAACAAUAAUUUAUAUCGUACGUGUAGAGUUCGUUUCGCUGUAGCGCUGUCUGUGCAAGUGUGCAGCAUGUCUGGCCGUGUGUUCGUCACGUUAGGGCUUGUGUGUGUGUUUGAGGUCCGAGUCCGGGUAGUUCUUAGCAGUGUGCUUGUGUGGGGGAUCCAGUUAAUGUGUGCUCAUGUACCAGCCGCUUAGCUGCAACUGCAAGUAAUAGUUAAAUGUGGUGUGUAUUU